This is a messenger RNA of Drosophila elegans, 1720 nucleotides long. Its product is annotated as band 7 protein AGAP004871. Lineage: Eukaryota; Metazoa; Arthropoda; Insecta; Diptera; Drosophilidae. The record is from RefSeq and is a predicted model, not a curated record. The coding region runs from base 66 to 1508 and encodes 480 amino acids. The transcript has 8 exons. Gene Ontology annotation, cellular component: plasma membrane.
UAAAACAUCAUACACACGAGUCGUAAACAUUAUUUUUACUAAUAAAUAAUUUUAAAUUUUGCGUUAUGAGCGAUCACAACGAGGGAAAUCGGGCUAAGGGACCUGGACGAGAUGUAUCUUCCCAGAAAGAGCCUACAAAGGAACCUCCCAGUGACCCCAAAAAUUUUAAACGACCUUCAGCUGAAGAUGGAGCAGGUCGCCAGCCGCCACCAAGUCGUUACAUUCAAACCACUGAGGACGAUAAGGAUACCACGUUUGAGAAGUGCGCCGUUGCCAUCUGCUGGAUCCUUGUGGCGAUAACAUUUCCCUUCUCCUUGUGUUGUUGUCUUCUUGUGGUUCCCGAGUUUGCUCGUGUAAUUGUCCUUCGUCUGGGUCGACUAAGGAGGGGUCUUCGAGGACCUGGUUUGGUCUUUUAUUUGCCGUGCAUCGAUGACAUCACCAGGGUGGAUCUUCGCACCGACGUCACCAACGUACGUCCCCAGGAUGUGCUCACAAAGGACUCGGUGACCAUUACCGUGAACGCAGUCGUGUAUUUUUGCAUCUUCAGCCCCAUCGACUCGAUCAUCCAGGUGGACGAUGCGCGGCAGGCCACAAACCUGAUUGCCCAGGUCACCCUGCGCAAUAUCGUGGGCUCCAAGUCGCUCCAUGUCCUGCUCACCUCCAGGCAGCAAUUGUCCCGCGAAAUCCAGCAGGCGGUGGCCGGAAUAACAGCUCGGUGGGGAGUGCGGGUGGAACGGGUAGACGUAAUGGACAUCAUAUUGCCGUCCAGCCUGGAGCGAUCCUUGGCCAGCGAGGCUGAGGCUGUGAGGGAAGCACGGGCCAAGAUUAUUUUGGCCGAAGGCGAGCUCAAGGCCUCAAAGGCACUAAAAGAGGCCUCCGAUGUGAUGUCAGAAAAUAGAAUCACACUACAGCUGAGACACUUGCAAGUCCUUUCAUCGAUCGCCUCGGAGCGACGAGUCAGGAUCAUUUACCCCAUUCCGCUGGAGAUAAUGGAGCCCUUUAUGACUGGCAAGGAUACCCAACAGGACGAUGGUGGAGGUAGUGGCCCUGGUGGUAGCAAGGACGCUCGAAAGGAAGGUGGUGGUCCUGCUGGUGGGGGAAUCCUGUCAAAUUUCUUUUUCGAUAGUAAGGAUGAAGAUCACAAGCCGAAUGGCACAGAUGAACCCGGAUCGUCAAAACCUCUAAGGACUGAUCCAACUGAUGAUUUAUUAGUAAAUCAAAACACAGAUGGAAAUCUGAAAGAAAAGACAGAAGAAAACAACCAGAGGCCUACGUAUGUCGCCUUUGACAUGGAAACAAGUAACAGGAAUUUUACAAAAUUUUCCUCGAACGAUGACAGUGCCAAGACGAACCAGAAACGAAAGACACCGCAGCAACCAGGCGGGUCUAACACGAGGCCUGGCGUUUAUGGACCUGCUUUCUUAUCGGGACUUCCUGCGAACUCGUUGGUAAUCAGCCGGCGGACUGGCAAACUCCUGGCAGCAGGACAAUGGAAAGGCCAAGCGUGAAAUGAGCAACAGUCACGUCACCCAACAGGGCCACAAACUUGAUUGAAGGGCAUUAUCCUGGCUCCUCAUCCAUUGGAGCGACAUUGACACUGCCAUUGAAUGGCCUCCAAGCGGUUUUUGUGACACCAUAAAAAAUAGCUGAAUUCUUGGUAUUUUUCACUCGCCGUGACAAUUUAUCUCCUUUAAUAAAUUGGAAGGUUUUCGAGUCGAUA